Molecule: messenger RNA, 2892 nt
Organism: Anguilla anguilla (European eel)
Lineage: Eukaryota; Metazoa; Chordata; Actinopteri; Anguilliformes; Anguillidae
Product: mesoderm induction early response protein 1-like
Exons: 13
Coding region: 227-1639 (470 amino acids)
Biological process (GO): negative regulation of transcription by RNA polymerase II
Cellular component (GO): nucleoplasm
Molecular function (GO): transcription corepressor activity; histone deacetylase binding
Source: RefSeq, a predicted model, not a curated record
UAUAAAAGGAUGAAAGUGUGCCUCUUCUCAAAGUGUAAAACAGUUAGCUGUUUGGCUAAACGACAUUUUUGCAAAGUUCUGUCUAUAGGGAAGCUAAUUAGUACUAGCUAGCUCGUUCGACCUUACAUCAUUUACUGGAGCCAUCAAACAUUAGCCCUCCUUUGGGAGUUUGAGCCCAGGAGGCUCAGCUGGCUCAGAUGAUCAGGAGUUUAACCCUUCCGCUGAGAUGCUGGUUCACGACUACGAUGAUGAGCGAACUCUGGAUGAAGAGGAGAUGCUAGAAGAAGAGACGAGCUUUGGCAAUGAGAUUGAUGACCUUGCCCGAGAGGGUGAAAUGCCCAUUGAAGAGCUGCUAAACCUCUAUGGUUAUGGCAAUGCGGGGUCUCCUGAGGAGGAAGAUGAUGAAGAGGAGGAUGAGGAUGAUGAUUGUGAUGAAGAUGAGGGGGAAGACAUUGAGUAUUUGGAUAAUGACCACAGCAGAAGUACCGAGGAAUUGAAGAGGAAUAAGUCCCUGCCUCUAGCUCACGACAGGAGAGCGAAGCAUUCUGGUGAACUGGAGGACGAGGCGCCGUAUCCUAGCGACGAGCGCCGCCGGUCUCACAGCACUGCUGAGCUCAUCAGGCCUCGGAAGUGCAAGUACUUCGAAAGUAAUAAUGGCGAAGAAGAAUCGGAGGAGGAUGAAGACUACGUUCCGUCUGAAGACUGGAAAAAGGAGAUCAUGGUGGGCUCCAUGUAUCAGGCUGAAACACCAUCUGGGCUCUGCAAAUACAAAGACAAUGAGAAAGUGUACGAAAAUGACGACCAGUUAUUGUGGGAUCCCGAGUUACUUCCGGAAAACGAAGUGGUGCAGUUUCUUACUGAAGCCUCGAAGCGCACAGGAGAGGAAAAGGGUGUAGAUGCCAUUCCUGAGGGAUCUCACAUCAAAGAUAAUGAGCAGGCGCUCUAUGAAUUGGUGAAGUGCAAUUUUGAUACAGAGGAAGCCUUAAGGAGACUGAAAUUCAAUGUUAAAGCAGCCAGAGAAGAAUUAUCAAUAUGGACAGAAGAAGAAUGUAGAAAUUUUGAACAAGGACUGAAAGCUUAUGGAAAGGAUUUUCAUUUAAUUCAAGGAAACAAGGUGAGAACUAGAUCAGUAGGAGAAUGUGUGGCCUUUUAUUACAUGUGGAAGAAAUCUGAGCGUUAUGAUUUCUUUGCACAGCAAACCAGGCUUGGGAAAAGGAAAUACAACCUUCACCCAGGUGUGACGGAUUAUAUGGACCGGCUAUUGGACGAGACGGAGAGCACUGCCUCUAGUCGGGCUGCCUCCCCACCUCCCACCACCUCCAAUAGCAGCACCAGCCACUCAGAAAAAGAUGAGAGCAGCAACCACAAUGGUACAGUAAUUCAUGGUGCUGUGGAGGCAAUGUCCAAUGAAGACAAAUUAAAGCCGGAGGCAAUUCAAACCAAUGGCCCUCCCCACUCCUUGGACCACCCCGCUUCCAGAGAUGCUAACGGGUGUGAUGGGGUGGACCCUCGCAGCAAUGGCCAGAACGGGCGCUCCCAGGACGACAGCGUCCAUGAGAGGACGCCUAAGAGACACAGGGCAGAGGGUGGAGAGGCAGAACCUUCCAGAACCAGCACACCCAGCACUGAAGGCGACUGACCCUGUACUAAAGGAAGGACCCUAAGGCCUGGGCCAUAAUAGACUGGGCCUCCAAGAACCCUGUGGGCUCACCAGCAAGGAGUGGGGGGAAGCAGUCUGUAUGGGGAGCAUACCCCACACUCUCCAAUCCAGUUUAUAUCCCAAAGCUCCAAAAAUGUUUGGGUUAAAAAAAAAAAACAUUGUGAAUGUGAGAGAGAACACAUCCAAAUUUAAGAAAUAUUCCCUUUAUUUGUAUGAGAUCACCUGUAAUAUUUUUGUAAGCAAGCUAUAUUUUUGAAUUACACAUACUGAUGAUGGUUAUUGCUGUUAAGCCACCUUUUUUGAUGAGAGGUGGAGCCUGUUGGCCACUGAGCGAUGAAAAGGGUUGCUGGAGAUUUACAGGCACAAGACGUUGCACUUUGGGUUCCGUUCAGGAAGGGCGGCGCCACAGCUCCUUCAGUCCCACCCAUGGACAGUAGACUCCGCCGCCAGGAGGUCUAUGGCGCACUCUGGUUUUUAGGAAAAUGAGCUGGUGGUUAGCCUACCCUGCUUGUUUAUGUUGAGGUUGACAUCAGUGAUGUCCUGUAUAUUUGUGAUUAUGGAAAAGAAAUUAGUUCAAACUAUUUUUUUCAGAACCUCUGUUGAAUUUGACUCGUUUUUUUUUUAAAUAACAGUACUUAUUGAGAGAUAUAAAAGUUUGUAAAAAUUUCUUAUUCUGUACAGUUCUUACAGUUUUGAUAAACAAUAUUGGCAAUUACUUGUGAUAUGAAUGUUUUUUUUGUUGUUUUUUUUACUUGCUGUCCUGGGGGCCAAGAAUACCAUGAAAGCCCAUCAGUCUAACUUGCAUUCCUUACUUGUUAGCAGCAUUGGGCCACAACACUUCAGGCAUGUAUAUAUGCCCUGUGCACAUUAGGCACUAAUGAGAAUGGAACUCUGAGAAUAGAAAUGGCCCAGUCCUUUUUUCCCUAAAGCAGUGUUUUGUGGCUUGGUGCUAAGGUGGGAGGCAGUGCAGGCUAGAACAAUGCUGUAAGUUCCUGCUAGUUCCAAGGUCUGAGAACCCUUGCAUUUUAAAAGCACCAAAACCUUGUUUUCGUGUUCGUUCGUUUUUUAAAAACCACUGACUGAAAUGGUGCCGAUGUGGUUCUAGGCGCUUACCAUCACAAAAUAAUGUUGCUCAUCUUUAAGCUUUACUUUCUGAAAUACAGAAUUGUUUCCCCUUUUUUUUAAACCAAAUGUAAUAUUUUCUUGUCAUUAAACAACAUAAUUGUGAAGUA